Danio aesculapii is the source of this 991-nucleotide messenger RNA. Its product is annotated as histone H4. Gene Ontology annotation, cellular component: nucleosome. Gene Ontology annotation, molecular function: DNA binding; structural constituent of chromatin; protein heterodimerization activity. The transcript has a single exon. Bases 16 to 327 code for a protein of 103 amino acids. Gene Ontology annotation, biological process: nucleosome assembly. Lineage: Eukaryota; Metazoa; Chordata; Actinopteri; Cypriniformes; Danionidae. The record is from RefSeq and is a predicted model, not a curated record.
UAACCGUUGAGAAUCAUGUCUGGAAGAGGCAAAGGUGGUAAAGGUCUAGGUAAAGGAGGCGCAAAGCGUCACCGUAAGGUGCUGCGUGAUAACAUCCAGGGAAUCACCAAACCCGCCAUCCGUCGUCUUGCUCGCCGUGGUGGAGUCAAGCGUAUCUCAGGUCUGAUCUACGAGGAGACUCGCGGCGUUCUCAAGGUGUUCCUUGAGAAUGUCAUCCGUGACGCCGUUACAUACACCGAGCACGCCAAGAGGAAGACCGUGACCGCCAUGGAUGUUGUGUACGCGUUGAAACGACAGGGACGCACUCUGUACGGAUUCGGAGGUUAAACGUCUACGAUCGGUCAUUGAACCAAAGGCUCUUUUAAGAGCCACCCACAAUGUCUUAAGUGAGGCUUUUAACUAGCUUUAUUUCGGGUUUCCGAAGUAGAGCUGUUUUUUUUUUAUAAAUUACAACCUUUAUAUAUUUGAGCCUGACUAAAUUUGUAACAUACUAAUAAACGUGAACCGGUUCUGUAUAUCGUGUUUGUUGCCAUGUGUUAGAUUCAGGCGUUUCUAACCUUUGAAUACUUCUUGGCUACCGAUUAACGUUGAAGGCCUACCUGUUUGAUAUCUCUUCUCAUAUAACAUAUACUCAAUUCACUAAGUAUUUGUUAAUCUAUGAUAUUCAACAAUGUGAUAACACUUAUGUUAAUGACUUCUCACAAUAGUAGUGUCAACAAUGAUUUAACAAGAUGGGAAACGCGUAUCUAUAUGCAACACUUUGUCUGAAAUAGUCUUUAGUCUUUUUUUACAUACAGUAUAACUUAAUGUCAUUUUCGGUUUUACACCAAUGCAAGGGUGAUUAAAAAAAGAAUUGCUACAAAAAAUAUUGUGACCUGUUUUAGAACAGGUCCGCGGGCAACUCAUCCUCGCGGGUGUAACGGGUCCCAUACGAGUGGAAUCCGCUUUGCGUUGUGUUGUUGUGUCUCAAUAAAGAACUCCAAACCUCUAA